UGCAAACGUUUUGAAUCGCUCAGAAGCGGCUGCAGAUCCGACCCCCAAAACUGCCUUUUGGCAUGACGAGCAGGGAGAAGCGGAGCACAUGGAUUUCUAAACACGCUGGGAUUUUAUACAGCUACAAAAAUAAGAACGACAACAGAACCUGACCCUACCGAAAGCAGUCAAAUGAAUCGUAAUUGCAGAUCAAUGCAGAGAAAUGGGGAAACUUCACUCGAAGCAUGCCGCCGUUUGUAAACCCAGGGAAAGUCCGGAAGGUGAUAGUUUUGCGGUGAACGCCUCUCUGGCUCGCAAAGGGCUGGAGGACUGGAUGGUGAAGCAGAAAUACUCCGGGGGCAGCGGCAGCAGCAGCGGAGGCAGCAGCUCGGGACUUCAAGGCUGCCAGCACCGGGCUGCUUGCGGGCUCUCCAGCGGCAGGGAUUUGUCUGGAGAAGGCUACAGAGACUCUAUUGGUGAUGAGCACUUUCAUCUAGAAGUGGCUUUGCCUCCAGAGAAGACAGAUGGAGUUUGCAGUGGAGAUGAAAAGAAAGCAGAAAAAGAAAGUGACACACGCACAGGUUCCAAGAAGCAACUAAAAUUUGAAGAAUUGCAAUGUGAUGUGUCUGUAGAGGAAGAUAACAGGCAAGAAUGGACCUUCACACUGUAUGACUUUGAUAACAACGGAAGAGUCACACGUGAGGAUAUUACCAGCUUGCUUCAUACCAUCUAUGAGGUAGUUGAUGCAUCAGUAAACCAUUCUCCUAGUUCCAGUAAAACUCUGCGAGUGAAACUUACUGUGGCACCAGAUGGCAGCCAGAAGAAGAAAAGUAUAUUGUUAAAUCAUACUGAUUUGCAGAGUGCAAGGCAUAGGGCUGAAAGCAAAGCCAGUGAAGAGUUAAGAAGCUCUGAAAAGAAGCAACGAGCUUCUCUCAGAUAUCACCAGAGUGAGAACAAUCCAGAGCAAAGUGAGUGCUAUCGUCAUUGUGUUGAUGAGAACAUUGAAAGGAGAAACCACUAUUUGGAUCUUGCAGGAAUAGAAAACUACACAUCAAAGUUUGGGCCAGGUUCUCCUCCAGCAGUUCAAAAACAUGACCCACCAAGCAGAGUUGUGAGUCAAACUAGAUCCCGUUCCCACGAACCUGAAACCUUCCAUGCCCACCAUAGGAAAUCUCAAGUGGUGGAUCCAAGCCACAUCAAUCUGGCUGAGAGUUCUUAUGCCAAGAUUGCAGAAAUCCAACAGAGGCUCCGGAACCAGGACUCAAACAAGCACUUUGUGAGAUCUCCCAAGGCCCAGGGUAAAAAUGUUGCUCCUGUGCAUUCUGGAAGGGCAGUAAGAAAUAAACCUUUUCAAGCAGGGGCCAUGCCAAUGGCCUCCCCAAGUGCACGGGUGGGCCAGAAUCUUCCUUAUCUCCCCUUGCAGUCUCAGCAGGUUCACAAGAAGCAUAAGCAGAGAGCAAAGGAGAAUCACCAAAUGUGCAAAACCUUCCAGUCUCCAGGGACAGUUGUAGAAAAGGAACAUGUGAGAGACCUGCCAACAGUCAUUCUAUAUGAAGGUCAAGUUGGACAAAUGAUACAGAGACAUGAACACCACCACCACCACGAGCACCACCACCACUACCAUCACUUCUACCAGACAUAAAACAGAUCCCACCAACAUCCUCCAGGAAUCAUCCCAUAUGAAGGAAGCACGUUCUUGUGACACCAGAACUAAGGCAUUACUGAUUAAUAUUAUUGUUACUCCAUUAAUAUUCAGCUAGCAUUUAUUUUAGAGGUUAUAUGGAACUCUUGAAACUCACCCUAUUUAUAUGUUGUGGAACUGCAUAGCUUACUUAAACAACUUGUGGAUUUUUAUUUUAAAGUGGCUUGUAAAACAGCAAACAGCCAUAGCUUUUUGAGCUGUGAUUUAAUGCAGGUCGUCAACGCACUUCUUUACAAGUACUACUUCCAUUGUAGAAGGAAAGAUACUUCAAACACUAUUGCAGACAUCUAGCUUACCAGUCUGCUUGCUGUAUGUCGGCUGAUCGCACACAAGCCUUUUAUCAGGGGAGCAAUGUUCGAAGUUUUGGACUCCAGAGAUGCUCAGAAUAACAGAAAAUACAAACAGCUGCUACCUCUAGUAUUAUUCAGAUUUUAUUUUCUUUUUAUUGAUUGUAAUGUGCUACAGGGGGAAUUUUAAUAUACUGCAUUGGUGUAGCCUGUUUGUGUUCACAUCCUUUCAAAUUAUCUUAAUUACAUGGAAAUAUUAGCUAUACUUGUCAACAGAGCUACAUCUGUACAACUUACACUUUAUUUUCUUUGAGAUUCUUCACUGACACAAAUACAGUUUGUUAUGUACUGAGUAGUAUUUAAAUACACUUUUUUUUUCUCUUGCUUACUCUCCAUUCUGUCUGGGGUAACCAUUUGAAAAGAGGAGGAUGUGAAAUGGUGUUCUCAAAACCAUCACUAAACUUUAGUGCUUGGGCCAUAAGUACAAUUGAUGGGGGUUUGGGAAGCAGAGGGGUUAUCUGGGGUUUUUGUUUUGUUUAAAUCCACAGUUCUUUGUUUUGAGAAAGAAUUGAGGAAAAUAUACUUUCUCACUUUAAAUGUUGGCAAAUAUAUAUAAGAUAUAAAUAUAAAUAUAUAUAUAUAAAUAUGCACACUCUCAGGUACAUUUUGUUGUGUUUUAGAGAUCUGUGGUUUGAGUAUUAACAUUAUGAUUUUUUUCAGUAACAGUGACAUUAUAAAACGUAACAUGGCACUUUCAUAGGUGCCUCCAAUUUAAAUUUCUGCAGCACCUAGCAAUUUGUGAUUCUCCCAUUUUAGAGACAAUUCAACAUGUAAAAAAAGAUCUUUCACAGUCAUUCUGGCCUCUUCUAUUUUUUUCAUAUCAAAGAGCUUCCUUUCUAUGAGGGAGAAUGAGACCAUGCUCAGAAGACCGUACUGGCUGCUGAGAAAUUUGAAAGUCAAAAGCAAAUUGUAAAAGUGGAAAAAAGGGUCAGUGCAGUCAAGAUUUACUUUCUGUGGGGCCCAGCUUUAUAAUACAUUUGGUUGGGUUUUAUAAAGUUCACUGUUUUGCAGGUAGAAAGUGACUGAAAAUCACCUACAUUGCUUUUGGUACUUUGAAGUAGGGAACUCCUCACAUAAAAAUAUAACUGUUCUAUCAAACAUAUUUGCUUUUGGUUUUAAUUAUUUUAAAUGUUGUGGUAUUUUGUCUAUAGUAUAUAUUGUAAAAUGUAACUAUCCCACAUUGUUAUAAGCCCUUCAUGAUUAUCUUUUCACUGACUAGAGUUGAUCAGUCCAAAAAGGAGUGCUGGCCAGAACUGCUGACCACAUUUAGAGGGAUGUCGCCCUUCCUCAGAACGCAGAGACGUCAACUUUUACAUAAAAAGUUGAAGGCUUUGCCUUCUUUUGGAAUGGGAGUAGGAUCGCUGCUUCUUGGUAAAUAAGUCCAUCUUUUGUCUCCCUGAAUCAGCAGUAGUUUGGGCUUCUUGUCCUCUUUAAAAAAAAAAUGCUUUUUUUUUUUUUUUUUUUAAGCUGUCAACAGUGUAUUCUGUUAAAUCUAAAAAAAUGUUUUGAAAAUGUGUUUGAUCUGUGUGACAACUAUACUGUUCUGUUUAUUUUUUAAAUUCCUAAAGUCCAAAAAUAUUUAUAUUCAGAACUCUCUGUAUUGAAAACGUGAAAAGGCCACAAAUUUGGUUAGUUACCACUGCGUUGUUCUAGUCUAAGCCUUUUUUGCUGCUUGUAUAUCAUUCUUUUCAAUGUAUAUAUAAUUAUGGACUGCAAAAAAAAGGCAUUUAUAUGUCUAGUAGAAGGAAUAAGCUUAUUUAUAUUAUAGUGUUAACAAAGUCUGAUGUAUUCGAGUGACUUACGUUAUACCGCAUGCAAACACACAAGUGUACAUUCCAUCCAAGGAGGGAUGCCAUGCUAUUUGUUUUGAAAACAUACGUAAAGCUGUUCUCUUUUCAGUGGGACAUAUGUCAGAAAGACUGGGAGGUGGGAGUUAUUUCCUUGUCAAUUUUUCUAAUGCAGACCAUUGCUGAAAACCAGAAAAUGUUCUGGAAAACUAGAAUGCUCUCAGAGCUGUAGGUUUUUCUAAGAAAGGGCUGCAAAGGGGCAUAAAGGCCCGCUCACUCAAAGAUAAUUUUGCUUGAAAAGAUAACAGCACCAACAACAAAAUUCCAUCUGAAUGAGAAGUGUGCAGUACUAGCUGUGCAAGUGAGCUUUGGAAUGUAACACAACUUGGCCAUUGAAUACAGCCUUGCUUUAAUUUGGUUGGUGUUUUAUAUUUGGAGAUUCAAAAGACACAUUCUGCCUUGUUUAGAUCCUGUGAAAUACAAUCUGCUAAUAACGUGGCAUCCCCAUGCUAAAACUUUACACCGGCCAUGUAUGAACAUGCAGUAUCUAAAUACUGUUCUGCAGUUGUGUUAUGUGCAUUAAGUGUGAGUAACAUGUAGCACAGUUUCUUUUCACAGAACCCGAACUUUCCGUAUCUUUUAAAACGUUUGCUUUUCAGUAUUUUGUAUAGUAAAUAUAGAUGGUUUUGACUAAAUGCUUUAUUUAUUUAACAGCAAAAACUGUGCCAAGAGAACCCCCUGUUCAUUAAAGUUUUACUAGUUCAGAAAGUAUAUUUCCUUCUUCUUCUCGUGGAUUUCAGGAGCUUAUUGCAAUUGCUGUCAGUGCUUGCAGAUCUCACUGAUGAAAGAGCUUGCAUUAACGUUUUUGGAAAUAGGAUCAGAUCAUGAGGUAUGGACUUGCUAUGCUUUGGCUUUAUAAUUAAAGUGCUAACUUUAAAAAUUAAAUUUCUUGUCCCCUACUAUUAGAGCUGGGUCAUGUAACUGAUUUUUCAGGUUGGUUUUAAUUCUGAAAACCUUAACAAAUUAUAGUUUGAGUGAGAGGGGUUAAAACUGUGGCCAAAUCUAAAAUUAAAAGAGUUUAGUUUCUGGUCAAACAAAACAUUUAAUUUCCAAGGAGAAAAAAAUAGAGUUUAGUAUGUU
This is a messenger RNA of Centrocercus urophasianus (Greater sage-grouse), 4955 nucleotides long. It is a transcript of the gene NKD1, whose product is annotated as NKD inhibitor of WNT signaling pathway 1. The record is from RefSeq and is a predicted model, not a curated record. Gene Ontology annotation, biological process: negative regulation of Wnt signaling pathway. Gene Ontology annotation, molecular function: calcium ion binding. Gene Ontology annotation, cellular component: cytoplasm. NCBI's taxonomy places the organism in Eukaryota, Metazoa, Chordata, Aves, Galliformes, Phasianidae. The transcript is spliced from 11 exons. Bases 203 to 1621 code for a protein of 472 amino acids.